CACAGCUGACACCUGUGGAACAAGAGACACACACAAACCUGCCUGCAUGUAACAUAAGACAUGGAUCAAGAAACAUCAAACAUCUUCCAUCGAUUUUGGAAAUGGAGGCAGACGAACUGUGAUGAUGGUGACCAAACUGGGAGCAAGCGUAGACUGGAUAAAUUCACCAGUGAGUCUAGGAUCCUGGACAUACAGAGGGCUGAGAUGGCUAAGAAGGCAGCUUUAACUCAUCAUGCACAACGUCUGUGUGCUGCAGCUAAAGCCCGUGAUGAUGCUGUUCUGAAGAGACUGGGACUCCCUGUUCAGCAUGUUGCUCCACCUUCUCCUCACCCACCAAUUUUUCCCAAAAGAAGUGCAAAAUCCCCUCAGCAAAACUUUAGGUUCAGGCCUGUUUUAGAGGAACCCAGUUUGAACAUGGAGGACACCAGCAGGACCCAGAGGAGCUCUGAAAGUUUGGAUGAGGAAGAGGAGAGUUAUGAUUCCUUCUUGGAGAUGCUUCUUGGUAAUCAGACAGAGUCCAGAGCCCAACAGCUUCCAGCAACUCUGUCCACCCUCAGCUCCACACAUAGCUUCACAGUCAGAGGGCUGAGGGCCAUUCCUCUGAGUGAAAGUCCUGUUGAGGUGCCAACUCCUCUUCCUCCUCCUCAAGCAGUUCCUCUCUCCAGGAGGAGAAUGUCUCAUCUCCCUGUGUUUUCUACCAAACCCAGUGGAGCAGUGGCUGCCAACAGGGCUCCUGUGUUGCCCCAUUUGUCCCCAACCCUUCCAACAUUUUCUCAAACCAUUAGAAGAAGAACUGGGAUGUACCUUUGGCCUGCAAAAGCUGUCGGUGGGGCUGCACCUCUCUGAGACCCUGAAUACCAAGUUUGAUGAAGUAUGUCUGGUCGUCAUUGAGGAGGUGAAAAACCAGCACUCAGCGGUGGCAUGUGAGGCUACGUUCGCCUUAGCUGGACUGUAUGUUUACCUACAGAAGGCCAUGGACCAUUGAGGCGUAGAGAACAUGCCGAACUCUGCUGCUGAAACUGCCACACAAAGCUAAUGCCUUUAUUCAUCAGCAAACCUUGCACUAGAUGCUUUGCUAUCGAACUGCAGCCACAGUUGGACUGUGAGCGCUCUGUUGAACGCAGAGCUGAGAUAAGAAAGGAGGCUGCAUUCAUUUCAUCAAAAGAGCUAAUACUCAAUGAAAUAAAGCAACAUGAAACAUAGUCACUUCAUUUGUUUUUCUCAUAUUCCUGUUUUGGUCCUGUCUCAGUCACCGAGACCUCACUUAAACUGAAGAUAUAUUUUGUGUAGUAGUAGUUGUAGUUGUGAACAUAUCUGUGGUUACAUGGUUGAGCCCCCUGUCUGUCUAUUGAGAUGAGGUUAUUAGGUUCUGUAAAUUUUGUGUACAAUUCUGUACAGCCUUGGGGCUUGUGAUUUGUGGCUCUUGUUUGUUUGUUUUCAGAAAGUUAAUAUUACUUUUCUGGACAUUAAGCUAAAUGAGAAACAUUCCUCCACAGGCACCACUGACAAAUGAUCCUCCAGGAACUGAAGAUUUUCUGA
This is a messenger RNA of Scatophagus argus, 1539 nucleotides long. RefSeq lists its product as uncharacterized. The record is from RefSeq and is a predicted model, not a curated record. The coding region runs from base 61 to 846 and encodes 261 amino acids. The transcript is spliced from 6 exons. Lineage: Eukaryota; Metazoa; Chordata; Actinopteri; Scatophagidae.